AUGGAUGGAGGUGUGAAUAAAUCCGAUUCCUUGCUGACGCGCGGUACGAUCGUUAGUGGGGCGGUGAGCGUUAGUUUGGAUGAUUCCUGGACGGGACGCAGCUUGCUGGAGGCCUUAGGACGUGUACCCUUGCGGGCGUUGGAUACGCGGAUGUACCUCGCAGGAAGGCGAACGUUCGGGCCGCGGCAGGACGACGCUCGCAGUUGGAGCGAACCGGACAGGCGCCGAGUGGUCACCCUGUGGCAGGCGAACAUGAAGCUGAAAUCGCUGGACUACGGUGACAUUAUCGAGAGUUUCACGAAUCGAUAUGAGAACAUAGUGAAAAAGAUGCGCUUCCAGCAGCGCCAGCAGCAGGAACGUGACCAACGGAAGAUCGAACAGAUUGCGACCAGAACGACCACAACAGUGGCAUCAUCCCACGGAGGCCGAACCACGACGACGACAACCAGCAGCAGUGCCGUAAGCGCGACGGUCGAUCUGUCAGAUCGUCUGAACGCAACCACCCUGUCAUCAACGCUAGGUGCAGGCAAGGUGCGCCAAAUGUUCGACGAACGGCGCCACCGGGUGGCCGGCAUCGACAAGAGCUACCCAUUGCAACCAAUCCAACCGAUAGCUGGGGCCACCGCCCAUGGCAACCACCCUGUCAACAGUAACAACAACACCGGCAACGCCGCUGGUGACGCUGCUGGUGUAGCUCGCGGUAUGGCCAAGGCAGGCAUGAACAACAAACAACGCGUUCCACCGAUCUCGGCCAGCUCACGUACCCGCCUUAUGCAGCAGCAGAACCAAACGCGAGGUCCUAAUCUGCGCCAGGAUAGCCUCCAGACUGGCCUGCAGACCAAUCGCAGUAACGCCGGGGACGAUGACGGUGGCUACGAUGACAACGAUAAUUUUCUGGAACAGGAGAAGCUUCCAGAUUCUGCAACCAUGCACGAAGACUCGUUGGAUUCUGCUCAUCACGCUAACCUAGCCAAUGGGAACGUAACGGCGCUGAAAACGUCAAAAUUGAACGGAUCAACGGCACGGACGCUGCCAAGCAACACUCCCACGAAAGCUGUAAAAAAAUCACCAAUCGCUACAUCAACCGGCGCGGUAUCUACAGCAACUCGUGCGGCAAAUGGAUCCGCCAAAUCCGGAGCGAUCACGCCACGAUCCGUGCCAUCGGUAAAAUCGAGCGGGCCGUCACGUGCCGUCACCCAACCAAGCCCAGUCAGUUCCGCCGGUUCCGUACGCCGAGCCUCGUCAGCAGCAUCGGCUUCGUCCUCGAACGGUAACGCAAUGCUCGCCAACGAACCCAUUCCGGAGGGCUUAAGCCGGUGUGAUAUCUGCAGCCGCAAUUUCGCCACCGAACGUAUCGAAAAGCAUCGCCAAAUUUGCCAGAAGACGAAAGCUAAAAAGCGAAAGGUAUUCGAUACUACCAAGCACCGCGUGCAGGGCACGGACGCCGAGACGUACGUGCUGAAGGGCAAGAAAUCUACGGCCGGAGGUGUGUCCGUGGCGCGCAAACAAUCGAGCCAGCUGUCCUCAACCAGCUCUGGUGUGGGAGCCACGGGAAAGCCAAACAAUUGGCGCAAGAAGCACGAGGAAUUUAUCGCCACAAUUCGAGCCGCGAAGGAACUGAAAACAUACCUAGCGAAGGGCGGCAAGCUGUCCGAUCUGCCGCCUCCACCACCGUCGGAGAAUCCGGAUUACAUCCAGUGUCCGCACUGUUCGCGCCGGUUCAAUCAAACUGCGGCCGAACGACACAUUCCCAAGUGUGCAACGAUGCUGCACAACAAACCGAAACCGAAACCCAAGGCGGCAUCCACUACUCGAAGAUAUUGACCGGGAUGUGGUCGGGAAGCGUCCCUAACCGGUCCGUUCUGAUGGACGGAUGGACGGAUUUACUAUUGAACGUAUUUUUACACUCUCUCCAUCGUUCACCGUAACUUGAGGCCUUUUUUGGAUUACACCGUUUCGGUAGCAGCAAGCUCAAAAUUAUCGUACCGUACUGGUUCUCAAAAGGAACACGUGGUCUGUGAGGCAGGUUUGAUGUGCAGAAUAUGCACUAAGUAAUUACCCAAAAUUUUGAAUUGAUGUGAAGAUGGUUUAACAACUAUAUAAAUUACCCGAGAUAAUGCUACGAUAAUCAUCAUGCCAUACUAAUCUACGGUAGAUUGCGGGAAAGGCGUAAGCCAGACGGCACCGGACCGAGAAUUGCUUAACGAAGGUCAGAUUAGCUCCACAAGUCUAAGGCACGAUAACUUCAUACGAAAACUGGCUGUGUGUAUGUGUGCGCGUGUAAGUGUGCAUGUGUUUAUGCGCUCGUUAGGCCAUGAGACGCAUGCGGCAAAAAUUGGUGUAUUUGAGCAAAUGAAUAAAAAUGGAGCGAA
Messenger RNA from Anopheles nili, 2372 nucleotides. RefSeq lists its product as uncharacterized. NCBI's taxonomy places the organism in Eukaryota, Metazoa, Arthropoda, Insecta, Diptera, Culicidae. The record is from RefSeq and is a predicted model, not a curated record. Bases 1 to 1824 code for a protein of 607 amino acids. The transcript is spliced from 6 exons.